Messenger RNA from Mesorhabditis belari, 1023 nucleotides. NCBI's taxonomy places the organism in Eukaryota, Metazoa, Nematoda, Chromadorea, Rhabditida, Rhabditidae. The record is from the annotation of a GenBank genome assembly.
AUGCUUUACCCAAUCGGACAGCCCUUUGUCUAUCGUUCGAAUUCUCGAAACAAAUUGAGACCUUUCACUUGUCGAUUACUGCUGCCCAGCCAUCUCAUUUUGAUAGUUGCUUUAUUUUUGUUUCCAUUGUUUCGUUUUCUCUUCCUCGAGAAGUAUGAUCUCCCAUUCACAAACCCUGAUCAAUCCAUUCCCCUCUCUUCAGACAUUCAAUUCUUGCUUGAGCCUCAAGAACCGAUUUGCUCAAAUGAAACGAAUUUUUUAAUAAUGAUCGUCUCAAGACCAACCGAAUCUCGGUUACGCCAAACGAUUCGUGAAAGUUGGGGAAACCUAAAAAACUAUGACAAACGCAAGACUCGCAUUUUAUUCUUAAUGGGUGUUGAGCAAUCAAACUUCCAAGCAUCGCUAUCUUUGCUGAGUGAAAACGAGUUGCACAAUGACAUCGUUUUGACGGAUAUUCAUGAAAAUUAUUAUAAUCUUUCGAUGAAGACAUUUGCCUUGCUGCAGUAUAAACAUCACAGGUGUCCGCGGGCAAAAUGUUUGGUUAAAUCGGACUCGGAUAAUGUAAUGAAUAUUCAAAAUUUCGAAAAACUUUGCGAAAGUACAGGGGAAAAAAGCCGUGUGAUGGGCAGAUGUGAUGUGUCUCGUCGAGUGAUGAGACGGGGAAGUAAAUGGGCCGUACCAUUGCAUGUCUAUCCAUUUUCCAAAUAUCCACAAUACUGUUCAACGGGAAUCUACUUGUUCACCGGGAGUCAAACUGCUUCACUCAUCACUCAAGCUACAAAGAAUGCCAUUUUCUUUCAAUCUUCCAAUAUGCGAAUGCUUUCGGAGGAUGUUUUGUUUACGGGAAUAUUUGCUGAGAUGGCCGGUGUUGAACGAGAAAAUUUACAGGGUUUUUCAUUCUUCGAUCGUCCUUCGUAUGAUUGUGUGAACGGCUCAUAUCUCUCCUAUUCACUCCAUAUGAAUCGACGAAAAGAACCCCUUCAUUAUUGGAAACGAUUGAGAUUAUUUGAGGGGAAAACAUGU